Xiphophorus maculatus (southern platyfish) is the source of this 2620-nucleotide messenger RNA. RefSeq lists its product as uncharacterized. Lineage: Eukaryota; Metazoa; Chordata; Actinopteri; Cyprinodontiformes; Poeciliidae. The record is from RefSeq and is a predicted model, not a curated record. The coding region runs from base 347 to 2149 and encodes 600 amino acids. The transcript is spliced from 3 exons.
CCGUCUUAGGAUCGUAACGGGAGCCUCCCGCCGUCCGGGGAGGAGCGGCGCGGCUCUCGGGACGCCUGUCCCCCCGGUCCGGCCCUGAAGGCAGGCCCUGAAGGCAGGCCCGGAGGGACAGCCCGAAAAUUCGGCCCCGAUUUCGGGGUCUAACGAGGCCAGGUGUCGCCAAUUAGGCUCGAUUGGAAGCCGAUCAUCAGGAGCUUCCCUGAUUGGACGCCCUGAAUUGGGACCAGGUGUUGCCAAUUAGGCUUGAUCGGGGGGGCGGGGGGGAAGCACGCCUGCAUAUAUAGCUGGGCUGCGGAGGUGCCCUGCUUCUCAGUUGCUAUCUGACCCUCGCGGAGUGAUGACGGCUUCUAAGUUUAAAAAUCGUUGCCCUGUUUGCCAGAGCAAAUCUUGGCGCCUGCGGAGCCACUUGGAUGACGUUCAUAGCGUCAGGAACGCCCAGGAGCGAAGGAUCCUGUUGGCGUUUGCCAGAGGGCGAGUGAGUGUCCGCGGAAUGAAGUGCCCCGUCCGCGGAUGCGCUUACGGGGGGUCCAGAGUGGCGCAGCACCUCCAAGACGCUCACCGUGAUCUGGGUGCCAAGGAGAAGAGGCGGCUUUUGAGGAAGCUCCAGUGGCGCAAAACGCUGAGGCAGGUGAGAGAACUUCGGGCCUCGGGUCCCGACCCGCCCUUAGCCACCAGCUUGGACCUGGACGGUUCACGGGGCAGGGAAGAAGCCGCCGCCGCCUCCGCUUCCCCGCCUCCCCCCCCUACUCUUUCCCCUCCCUCGCUGGCUUCGGACGUGGUGCAGGGGCGAGGGCUUCCCGGCCGACUGAGCCCCACUCCUCCCCGUUCGACCUCGGCGGACUCCCCGCCACCAGAGCCGGAGCCAUGUCUUCCCGGCGGGCUUGGCACCAGUGCCGACGUGCCAGCCGCGGACUCGGUGGUCGUCGAGGAGGAGGAGAUUGCCGGAGGGCCGGAGAUCGGGGACGAACCGCAGGCGGAGCUGACUGGACUGCCGGAGAUAAGGGACGAACCGCAGGCCCCGUCCUCCAGCACGGUUAGUAAGCUGAUUACAUUUCCUCCAGUCAUCCGUUGCUACCUGCAGGAAUAUAACCGGCAUCUGACCGGGGCUAUACGCUCGCGAAAGCAUGUUGAAAAUGUUAAAUCAAAGAUGGGUCGAAUUGUUGCAUUCCUCAGCUACAUGAGCCGUAAUAAGACCGCCCUGGGCUCCUGGCGCUUCUUGGAUGACGCCGGACGCAUACUUGCCUGGCCCGCUGAACUCAGCCGUCAGCAGAAGGCCGUGACUACCGUUAAGGUUUACCUGGUAAACACAACCCAAUUCCACGUAUACUUCAUGGAGACGCCUCCGAGAAGCUCCAGGCUGUCAAAGCGGCAGCUCGUGUCGGUGAUGCGAGCUCUGAGGUCGGCCACGUGCCAAAUCGGAACGCAGGUGGUGCUUCGGCAGAUCAAGGUCAAGUCUGAGAAGCUCCAGCGAUCCGUAACGCCCCAACUUCUCUGCAGAUGCCUCAAACAAUCUCAGAGCUGGAUCCCCAGACUCUUGCUGAGCUGCUCGCAAAAGAAGCACGACGUGGGAGUGAGACAUCUGUUGUACGGUUUCAUUGUCCUUUACCUUACUUCUCUCUACGGCCAUCGGGCCGGCGUCAUGACCAACCUUACCACCGAAGAGGUCCUGGAGGCAACAAGGGGAUCCAGCUCUCGCUCUCCGGGGGUCGUACUCAAUGUAAAAAACCAUAAGACUGCACGGGUGUUUGGCUGUGCUCAGGUGUUUCUGACCCACGAGGAACUGGGCUGGAUCCAGCGGUGGAUGGAGAUCCGGGCUCUGCUACGCCCUCGGUGCGAUCUGGUAUUUUUCAAUACCAACCACGGGCAAGUGAAAAACAUCACCCUGUUCGCGAGGAACGCAUGGGCAGCCAUGCUACUGCCAGGCAGACCCUCCCUUACCGACAUCAGGACCGCGGUCGCAACGAUGUGCAGGAACACCCACUCCAGUGAGGUCCGGACGCAGCUGUCCCGGGUAAUGUGUCACGACACCCGCACGGCCGACCGAUUCUAUGCGAUGCAGCUGGAUGUCUGCCAGAUGGCGGAGAUGAGGCGCAGAUUUGCCCAGUGCAUGGGAGAAGAAGCUGCAGAAAGUUCACAAUAAACUUUGAAUAAUGCACCAGAAUGUGUCAUGUCUCUUCAUUGUGUGGGGGGUGGGUGGGUGGGGUUCCAAUCCCGGCCAACGGGGCCCGCGGAUCGGUCCGCACCUCUGGUAAUCUGAGCUGGGCUCAGAACCGACCCGGAGAACCGCCAGGCCCAUCAGAAGGACCGAGGAGACUCACCGGAGCGGCCGGAGCCCACAGCGUUACUGCUUCGGAGAUCCAGAGAACCAGACCGACGUUCCGGGGAAAACGGCUUAAAAUGCUGGAAAAAGCCGAAAAAGGGGCCUAAAUCGGCCUUGUCUGAGCUCCAGACGCCCCCUACAACCGCCCUGGAUCAAAACACUUUGUCAUUUUAGAAAAAAGUGCUCUUCUCCAGGGCUCUCUUGAAAUCCUUCCGGUGGGAUUUUUUUAUCUAAGGUCCUCAGAUCCUAUCUAUCCAAAUGGCGCCGGUGAAGCCCUAAUUUUACGGGUGG